CACGCAGCUUGGCUUAAACUUACAUUGUUAUCCUAGUUCACAACAUCGCUCGGGGUCUCCACAACUUCGCCGAACAAAACACAUUCGCUACGUGACGUUGUUAGAACACAAUCCUCAUCCUCCCACUCGCGCCAGGACAACUGAGAAACUCCGAAACUUGAAACUCCAUCGAAAAACGCAAACCCCCGUUGCCACGCCCCUUGAAUCCAGUACGCCCCCCACCAGGACAACAAUGGGAGUGCCACGGAGGCAGGGAACUGGAAUUGGAGUUGGCAGUGGAAGUGGAAGUGGACACAGGUGGCUCUUGGUUUGGAUGACGGUGUUCCUCCUGGUCGUUCCAUCGCAUCUGGUCGAUGGACGUUACCUGCCGACAAGGUCGCAUGGCGACGAUUUGGACAAGUUGCGUGAACUGAUGCUGCAGAUUUUGGAGUUGAGCAAUGAGGACCCACAGCAGCAGCAGCAGCCGCAGCAACAACAGCAGCAGCAGCAACACCCACAGCUGCGUCUCCACAAUGAGGCCACCGUUGGAAGCAGCAGCAGCAACAGUAACAUCAACAAUCCACGCGUGUCCAACGGCAACUCCAAUGCCGCCUGGCUGCAGAAACUGAGUGCCAUGGGUGCCCUGGACGAGUUGGGCGGAGAUGGCGUCCGAUUCGGACCCAACUAUGGGCGUUAUUAAGCCAUCUGGACCAUCGGGAACACCUGACGACAACAGCCACCACGACUAUGGACACGGAAACUAGGGGCCGGGGGAAGCCAUGUUGCGAACGAAAAUGUUUCGAGUCCGGAAAAGGGGAAAUGUUCACAGGAUUAAAAUCCAAUUGAAACGAAAGCAGAGUGCGUGAAAAGGGACAAAUAAAUGGUGCAAAGGAUUGUCCUGAAAUUCGCUUUGAAGCACUUUGAAUGAGCUGUGCCAUUUCGGAAUGUUGUGAAGGACACUUUGCAAAAUCACUUUCAAAUGCUUGAGACCUUUUAUAAAAUUGUAUGAGAGAACCUUUUUGAUUCUUGCAUAUGCAAAAGCUACUCACAAAUGUUGAUUUGAUUAAACUCUCUUUAUAUUAAUUGCAUUACUUGUUAUUACUCACAGUGUCUUCUUAUAAGUACAAUGCAAUAUGUUUUAAAUGUGAGUUCUUAAAACUGUACAACAAUUUUUGCAUAACACUACAUCUUCAGCAGGGAAGUGCGUCUCAAGUACACACUUUUGACAUGUUUUCAUUUAAUUCAAAAAGUUUGAACAUGGUUUUUCCCCUACCCCGAACUGAAUUACACUUACUGGUUUAGAAUGCAAAACGAUAAACAGAAGACGAA
Drosophila santomea is the source of this 1308-nucleotide messenger RNA. Its product is annotated as myb-like protein AA. The transcript is spliced from 3 exons. Lineage: Eukaryota; Metazoa; Arthropoda; Insecta; Diptera; Drosophilidae. The record is from RefSeq and is a predicted model, not a curated record. Bases 233 to 679 code for a protein of 148 amino acids.